CAGGGAGGGACAGCAAGAGGUAACUGAUACUCGUACAAUCUGUGCUUUGUGUUUGGCAGUUUGAUUUUCUUUUUAUAGCUACAUCAUGGCAAGUCUGGAGACUCUUCAUAUCUCUCAUCUACCGGCUUCGCUGCCAGUCCAUGUCGCUCUGUAUCGUGACGUACAGAAUGCGCCGUUCCUCAGACAACAGCUCCUUUCUGGAAAUAAAGACUUCGAAUAUGCUCUUAUUGACGCGAGCGUGGUUUUCUCGAGGACUCACGCUCUGGUUGCAGUUUUCAGAGCAGUCAAUGAUUACCUGAACAACCGCCUGAAGUCGCGCAAUGUGCACUCGGAGAUCGUCUUCUCUCUGAGCCCGGCGAACAAUAUCGCCGAUUCGUUCCGGAAAUUUGGUCUGACGGACUCGACGAAGGACCUUUUAAUUAUCAAAGUUUCCCUGACUCCGGAUAUCACUCACGAGUCCGUUGAAGCCCAUCUGCAGGAACAUAUUCAAGGAACACCAGUGCCCUUUGACGAUGAAAUAUUAUCGACGAUUCGUGAUGUUGCGAAAAUCAAGAAGGUUUACAAGUUAGGGUCAUUACCUUCGUCAACUACGAAAGAAGCAAACGGAACCCUCUCCGACGGAGAUCGACAACUAGAGAAAUGCCUACUAGGCGCAAUUGCCUUGCGCGGAGCGACCUGAAUUCAAAUAAUAUCCGUUGGCCAGUUCCUUAAUCUCUCAAUCACCUAAUGCCAAGAAACAAUUGGCGGCGUUUCCUCCCAAUGAGAUGCGACAAGUCUCAUACACACUUUCCCGCUACAGGGGCAAAAACCACUUUAUGACAGUGAGAGAAGGCAGUACGGUGUACCUUGAUAGGUAUGCAUGCCAAGCCUAGAAUUUGAAGUUGGAAGUACCAUGUAUUAGACGAAUAGAUACUACUACUACUGCCUUGGUAGACACUAGAUCAAUUAUACUACCUAGAACCUAC
Molecule: messenger RNA, 965 nt
Organism: Penicilliopsis zonata CBS 506.65
Lineage: Eukaryota; Fungi; Ascomycota; Eurotiomycetes; Eurotiales; Aspergillaceae
Exons: 3
Coding region: 86-679 (197 amino acids)
Biological process (GO): telomere maintenance via recombination; tRNA threonylcarbamoyladenosine modification
Cellular component (GO): EKC/KEOPS complex; nucleus; cytosol
Source: RefSeq, a predicted model, not a curated record